Molecule: messenger RNA, 1127 nt
Organism: Pristis pectinata (smalltooth sawfish)
Lineage: Eukaryota; Metazoa; Chordata; Chondrichthyes; Rhinopristiformes; Pristidae
Gene: cfap96
Product: chromosome 7 C4orf47 homolog
Exons: 7
Coding region: 219-1127 (302 amino acids)
Cellular component (GO): centrosome
Source: RefSeq, a predicted model, not a curated record
AGCUGUCAGCUUUCACACAAAGUUAUGUUGCUUUCUAAAAGAAGAAAAAUAAUCCAUAAAUAAUUAGCAUCGAAUACGUAACGAAUAUAAAUCUAAUGGAGAUUUGCUGUGCGCGUUAAUCAGUCACUUCUUUCUCCCCCUAUAGGGUCUGUAACUUUCAACCCUUUCCGCUGCCAGCCGCAGUAAAUUCCUGGCGGCAAUCUCAUCCAAACGCAACCAUGCCUGGAGACUCGGGAAAAACUGAUAUGGAGCGGAUCGGCCUCUUCCAGGAGAUGCCCUAUAUCACCGUUCAAGAUCCCUACAUAGAUGGAGUGCCAAAACCCUUCAAUGAGUCCGCUUAUAAAGGCAAGCAAAUGUUGUUGGAUGGCACUAAAUCAAGAUGUGCCACACAGGCAGGAUACUUUAAUCCUGAAUUUGUGAGGAUCUUCGAAAAUGAAAGCUAUUCUGAUAUGAUUAAAUUGAGAAGACAAGCAAGGUUGAAAGCAGCUACAAAGAACCUAGGUGGAGUUUUCUUUCCUAGUCAAGGUGCCAAGAAGCCUAAUGGAUUGGGCACGUACUAUGGAACAAUUGGUGGUUCGUUUGAAGCAUUCAGUGGGUUGGCACGGCCAAAGCCACCAUUUGUCCCCGAAAAUAAAAACUUUUACACCAAUCCUGGAAAACGUGGAACUGGAUAUGGGUAUGCCCACCUUACCAUAGGAGAAUCAUGUGGCCACUCUCCAGAUCCCUAUACAAUAAAAAGUACAAAGAAAGAUACUUUCCUUGGAGGACCGUUUCGACUGAAUCUUUACCCAAAGGAUUACUUUGACAGUAAUCCUUACAGCACUGAUAAGAUUUUGCCUCCAGUAAAACCUCCUGCACUGGCAAAGAAAACAGAAACUCCAUUUAAACCUACCUCUCCAGGAAAAUUGCCUGGUGGUAUGAAGGCUGGCACAUUUGAUGAAUAUCCAUCGCAUUUCAGUCCUUUAGCCAAGCCUCCAAAGGUGGAUCCAAAAUCUCGUGAACGUUUAAUUUUCCGCCCCAACCCUGGACUUAAGAGCAGACCGAGUAAAAGCGUCGUUUUGGCAAAUGUAAACAGGGUAGUGAACAACAUGAACUACAAGAGUAUUGAUCGUAUAAUGUCUUACUAA